AUGUCUGAUGCAGAGUGUUCCAAUCCAAAUACCUACUGCUAUGCAUAUAUUUACUAUAAGCAUCAUCAUUUUGCUCACCUCGUUACUUUUAAGUCUAUGCCUGUGAUUGCUGACUUUCAACUUCAUGGUCUCGCUGCCUUGCAUUUUUCAAAGAAAUCGGCGUUCUUUGAGCUGCAUGUGGAUUUUCUUUCUGCUGGUGGAUGUAGUUCCUCUACAUUCAGCGACGUCGACAACAAUUCAGAACUGAUUAGGGCAGAUAGAGAUAGUUAUGAAACUGAUGGAAAAGAAAUUGUUAAACCUCUUCUGUCCGAUGGGUGGGAGAAUGUUUUUGAUGAUCCUAACAAGAUUUUUCGUGGUGGUGUUGAUGCUGUUCGGUUGGCCUGUCAAAAGUAUUGUUUGAAGACUGGGUAUCGCGUAACAAAGGUGAAGAAUGAUCGUGAAAGGUUCACAAUGAAAUGCAGUAAAGUCCCAUGCACUUGGAUGAUCCAUGCAGUUGCUAUUGAUUCUACUUGCGAUGUUUUUAGGAUAAAAAAGUAUGUUGGGAGGCACACUUGUGGAGCUGGUGUGAAGUUGAGAAGUCCUAAAGUAUCGAAGAAGCUGGUACACAACCUUAUUCAUGAUCGUGUGAUGCACAACCCACUUAUCAAGCCUCGCGAAAUUGAAGAUUAUAUAAAAGUUGGUGCUGGUGUUAAUAUCAAAUAUCACCAUGCAUAUCAUGGUUUGGAACGGUCACACCAUGAAAUUUUUGGGAAUGAUGUAAAGUCUUACUAUGAUCUGGUUUGGUGGGUGAAUUCAUUGAAAGAAACAAAUCCUGGCUCUUAUGAGGAUUUUCAGUUUAACGAUGCAACUCAGACAUUUGAAAGGUUAUUCAUCGCAAUAGGCGCUUGUAUUGAAGGUUAUAGACUUUGUCGACCAAUGAUUUUUGUUGAUGCAACUUUUCUGACCGAGAGAUUUAGAGGUACCCUUAUGGCUGCUACUUGUCUGAAUGGGAAUCAAGGUUUUUAUCCGCUAGCCUUUGCAUUGGUCCCAGGAGAGGAUGUUGACAAUUGGGAUUGGUUUAUGUGCAAUCUUAGCAACAUUGUUGAUGACCGUCCUAUCACCUUAUGUCUGAUCGUCAUGAAGGAUUGUCGAGGGAUAUUCCUAAACACUUUCCUACUUCCCAUCAUGGCUAUUGUUAUUACCACUUGCAAGGAAACUUACCAAUCAGGAAAUCGGACGAGAAGUACAAAGAAGUUAUGGCUUGUUUCAAAAAAGCAACUUAUGCUCUCACACCAGCAAGAUAUGAAGAAGCACUAA
Messenger RNA from Papaver somniferum (opium poppy), 1296 nucleotides. RefSeq lists its product as uncharacterized. The transcript is spliced from 3 exons. The record is from RefSeq and is a predicted model, not a curated record. The coding region runs from base 1 to 1296 and encodes 431 amino acids. NCBI's taxonomy places the organism in Eukaryota, Viridiplantae, Streptophyta, Magnoliopsida, Ranunculales, Papaveraceae.